This is a messenger RNA of Xenopus laevis (African clawed frog), 1288 nucleotides long. RefSeq names its product dickkopf WNT signaling pathway inhibitor 1 L homeolog (gene dkk1.L). The record is from RefSeq and is a predicted model, not a curated record. Gene Ontology annotation, molecular function: receptor antagonist activity; co-receptor binding. The transcript has 4 exons. Gene Ontology annotation, cellular component: extracellular region. Gene Ontology annotation, biological process: negative regulation of Wnt signaling pathway; negative regulation of canonical Wnt signaling pathway. Lineage: Eukaryota; Metazoa; Chordata; Amphibia; Anura; Pipidae. The coding region runs from base 105 to 896 and encodes 263 amino acids.
GGCUUCUCCAGACUCAGCUCAGAGCGCAGCAGUCAGAGCCCAAAGGGACUUAUCUCGGAGGACUUGUGAAUUCUCAUCAUCACUGCACUUGUGAUUACUGGUUAAUGGGCAGCAAGAUGUUCCUGGCGCCUCUUUUUGUCUUUUGGGCUUUUAUCUUGGAUGGGACACUUGGCUUUGUCAUGAUGACCAACUCCAACUCCAACUCCAUCAAGAACGUGCCGGCGGCACCAGCAGGUCAGCCCAUUGGCUACUACCCUGUCAGCGUCAGUCCGGACUCCUUAUAUGACAUUGCCAAUAAGUACCAACCUCUGGAUACCUACCCGCUCUACAGUUGCACAGAAGAUGACGACUGUGCCCUGGAUGAGUUCUGCCACAGUUCCAGAAACGGCAACUCGUUGGUCUGCUUGGCCUGUCGGAAACGCAGAAAGCGCUGCCUGAGGGACGCCAUGUGCUGCACGGGCAACUACUGUAGCAACGGAAUUUGUGUCCCCGUGGAGCAAGAUCAAGAACGCUUCCAACACCAGGGAUACCUGGAAGAAACCAUUCUGGAAAACUAUAAUAAUAACAAUGCCAAUCAUGCAACAAUGGAUACUCAUUCCAAAUUAACCACGUCCCCUUCUGGAAUGCAGCCCUUUAAAGGUCGUGAUGGGGAUGUCUGCCUCCGAUCAACUGACUGUGCGCCAGGUCUAUGUUGUGCCCGUCACUUCUGGUCAAAGAUCUGUAAGCCGGUCCUUGAGGAAGGCCAAGUUUGCACCAAGCACAGGAGAAAAGGCUCUCACGGGCUAGAGAUUUUCCAGCGUUGUCACUGCGGUGCCGGACUCUCUUGCCGGUUACAAAAAGGAGAAUUUACGACUGUCCCUAAGACGUCGAGACUUCACACUUGCCAGAGACACUAAGCGAGGCCUACAGAGCCUGAAGGACCUUCUCUAAAUUAAGCUAAUGAAGACUUUGGCUGCUCUGCCUUUUGGACGUACCUGCAUGUUAUUAUUAUCUCAGUUUACAUGAAGUGCUCUGGUCUUCCCUGGACCCGGAGCUGCAGAACUUGUUUCUUAGAGGAACUUCCCAUUACCGCUAAUUACAGUAAAUUACUGUGUUGUAAAUACGUAAAGGAGACGAAUACCUGUAAAUAUCUGUGUAUAGACAAUGUCUCUAUUGUAACCUGCCGCCUUGUACAUUCCGACACGCUCUUCCCUUUUUAUAUAUAAAUAUAUAUAUAUAUAUUAUAUUAUGUAGAGUUUAUGUCUAGUAUGUCUGUAUUUUUAAUUGAAAUAAAACAUUUCUAAACUUA